GUGUUCAUUUGCAUUAAAUGUGAAGAAGAGAAGAGAAGUCCAGUACAGUAAUUUUGAAAGUAAAAUGUUUGGCUGUAUAUUACUUCUGCAUAAAACAGUUUUAAAGAAUGACACUGCUUCUGACACAAUAUGUGUAUGUCAGUGUGUACACCAACACAUAAAGGUUCGGUUGUAUUUUUGUUAACCAAUAAUAUUACACAUCAAAAAGGCUAUAAAAGACUACGGUUUACUAACUUGGAAAAAAUUCUUAUUCUAGUGUUUGCGUAUUACUUCUCAUAUUAAUUAUUUACAAAAAUGCGUGAAUGUAUCAGUAUACAUGUUGGGCAGGCUGGAGUACAAAUGGGCAAUGCAUGCUGGGAAUUGUACUGUCUAGAACAUGGUAUCCAACCUGAUGGUCAUAUGCCAAAUAAUAAAGAAACUGAACGAUCUGAUGAUGCUUUCAAUACAUUCUUCAGUGAAAUGAGUUCAGGAAAGCAUGUACCACGUGCUGUAUUCGUUGACUUGGAACCGAAUGUAGUCGAUGAAGUGAGAACUGGAUCAUAUAAAGAACUAUUUCAUCCAGAACAAUUAAUUACUGGUAAAGAGGAUGCUGCUAACAAUUAUGCACGUGGUCAUUAUACAGUGGGAAAAGAAAUUAUUGAUCUAGUUAUGGAACGUAUUCGAAAAUCUGCUGAUCAGUGUACAGGGUUACAGGGUUUCUUGAUUUUUCAUUCAUUCGGUGGUGGUACAGGCUCAGGAUUUACAUCUUUACUGAUGGAAAGAUUAAGUGUGGAGUAUGGCAAGAGGUCAAAAUUAGAGUUUGCUGUGUAUCCGGCGCCUCAGAUAGCAACAGCUGUAGUUGAACCAUACAAUUCUAUUCUGACAACACAUACAACUCUAGAACAUUCUGAUUGUGCUUUCAUGGUGGAUAACGAAGCCAUUUAUGACAUAUGCAGAAAAAAUUUAGGAAUAGGUCAUCCAACGUACACAAAUCUGAAUAGACUAAUUGCUCAGAUUGUUAGUUCAAUUACUGCUUCACUUCGUUUUGAUGGAGCUUUAAACGUUGAUCUAACAGAAUUUCAGACAAAUUUAGUUCCAUAUCCUAGAAUACACUUUCCACUAGCAACUUAUGCACCAAUCAUUUCAGCAGACAAAGCUUAUCAUGAACAAAUGAGUGUUGCAGAGAUUACAAAUUCUUGUUUUGAGACAGGUAAUCAAAUGGUGAAAUGUGAUCCACGCACUGGUAAAUAUAUGGCUUGUUGUUUGUUGUAUCGUGGUGAUGUCGUUCCUAAAGAUGUCAACGCAGCAAUCGCAAACAUCAAGACUAAAAAGACAAUACAAUUUGUUGACUGGUGUCCAACAGGUUUUAAAGUUGGAAUUAACUAUCAGCCUCCGUUAACAGUGCCCGGUGGAGAUUUGGCUAAAGUUCAAAGAGCAGUGUGUAUGUUGAGUAAUACAACUGCAAUUGCAGAAGCAUGGGCACGUUUAGACUGGAAAUUUGAUUUAAUGUAUGCAAAACGUGCUUUUGUUCAUUGGUAUGUUGGUGAGGGUAUGGAAGAAGGUGAAUUCAGUGAAGCACGUGAAGAUACAGCUGCUUUAGAAAAAGAUUACGCUGAGGUCGGUUGUGACACUGCGCUAGUCGACGAUGAAGAACAAGAAUUCUAAUGUUUGUUUUGAUGAUGUAUGUAUGCUAUUCAUGUUGUUACUGACACUUUGUUUUGUCUUCUUUGAAAAUGUUAUUUCUCCUCUGUUUACUGACAAUCACGUAAUUAAUAUAUGAUCAAUACUCCAAGUUGUUUUUUUCCUUCUUCUCUCUGCUAGUCGCUGUCGUUGUUUAUAGAUAGUCACACAAAUAGCCAACAAGUAAUAUUGUCAGAAUUCAUGCGAACAGUAACUGUUAUAAUUUUCAAAAUUUCUACUGCUAAUUUAACAAAACUGCUGAGGAUAGGUUGAGGUGACACAUACUUUAUAUUUCACAAAGUAUUUAGAAACAGUAACAUACUGGUAGAAUAAAUAUAUUCCUUUUCAAUUAGUACCUCAUUUCAACGGAGCUACACUAAUAAUACAG
Molecule: messenger RNA, 2047 nt
Organism: Trichobilharzia szidati
Lineage: Eukaryota; Metazoa; Platyhelminthes; Trematoda; Strigeidida; Schistosomatidae
Source: the annotation of a GenBank genome assembly